AUGAGGCUCUCACUCUCUUUGUACAGCUGGCUGGUCUGUCUGUUUGCUUGGAGGAUAGCCGCCGAUAACAAGUCGCAACCUAUCUCCAUCUUCCGAUCAAGACCAGACUUAUCCGCUCCCAUUCUGAGCGUCUUCAGACACCAGCGAGAAAAGCUUGCACCGGGCUACUAUUUCGUUGCGCCCUAUCAAGCCACGAAUGAAGCCAUUCACAUCUAUGACAAUGACGCGAACUUGGUUUACUCGGGCUUUGGGAGCGCCGGACCCGGCGUGUCCCAUGCUCCCCAGACAUGCAUGUACAAAGGCGAGGUGCAUCUCUGCUUCUACCAGGGCGUGCAAAUGCUCGGCUGGGGCCAUGGUCAUGGUCUCAUAAUGGACAAACAUUACCGCAUUGUCAAAUCCGUCGAGCCUGGUAGCUACCAGGCUUCGUCCGAUAUGCAUGAGUUUCGACUCAUCAACGAAGGGAAACAAGCACUGCUGACACAGUAUCUCCGUAGCGUGUACGACCUGUGCCCGUGGGACCUGUGUGACGGCCUGGGCUACAUUCACCAAGGAGCGUUCCAGGAAGUCGACGUUGAGACCGGGAAUGUGCUUUUCGAAUGGCAUAGUCUUGAUCAUGUCGAUCCGCAUGAGAGCUGGGUUCCCCCGGGUACCACUGAGAUCAGCGGAAGUGGUCAACACCCAGAAAGUCCGUGGGACUACUUCCACAUCAACUCUAUCGACAAGAACCAAGACGGCGAUUACCUCAUCUCGGCACGACACACUUCUGCCGUAUACAAGCUUUCCGGGGUCGAUGGACACGUCAUCUGGCGGCUCAAUGGCGCCAAGUCGGAUUAUGCGCUUGACGGAUUUCAGUUUUCUUCCCAGCACGAUGCCAGGUUCAUCUCGGACAAUGAAACGCAUACGGUGCUGUCCCUGUUCGACAACGGCACCAAUGGCUUCAACCAGACGCAGCCUCAUUCAACCGGGCAGAUCAUUGUCGUCGAUCAUAGAACCAAAGUCGCUACCGCGAUCUUGAACCUGGAUCCCCCGUUCGUGGAUGGACACGCACAUAUCACGAAGUCUCAGGGUAAUAUGCAGAUCCUGCCCAACGGGGGGAUCGUCAUGGGCUGGGGCAACGAUGCCUUUUGGACCGAGUACGCCCCCGAGACGCACGAGAUCAUCUUCUACGGAGCUCUGGCGUGGACGAACACGAUGAACUACCGUGUACACAAGUUCGACAACUGGGUCGGCAUGCCGCUCACGAAACCUGCCAUAUGGGCUUUCUCAAAGGAGGGAGGAGAUAUGAUGAUGUACGUUUCCUGGAACGGGGCGACCGAGGUGAAAUCAUGGCGGUUCUAUGGUGGCGAUUCGAAGCAGGGUCCGUGGGAGGAAUUGGGGGAAGUUCCCAAGAAGGGGUUCGAGUCCUUCUACAGACACCAUACGGCACAUACGUACAACUACGCGGAAGCAUUGGACAAGGACGGCCGAGUCCUGGGCACAUCGGCCGUGGAAACGAUUUUCAUUCCCAAUGACCAGUUGAAGGAGUAUUGCGACGACCUCGCCUGCCGGUUCAUGCCCAGUCCGCAACAGAGGCAGAAGGAGAAGGAGGAGAAAGAACAAGCCGAGAAUGCCAAGUUGGGCCAGGCCGGGCAGGACGAGCAGGACGUGCCGGCCGUGGACGUGGACGUGCAGGAUGAGCAGGAGAGACUCGAGGCCGAGCGGCAGCGCGCCGAGAAGAUCAAGAACGCCGAAAUCUACGGUGGUACGUUCGGCGGCUUGGUUGUCCUGAUCCUCCUGAUCAUCGUGCUGGCCACGAGGAAUUUCGUGUCGCGGCCGGUCCAUGCGUUAGCCUACAACGUUUAUAGGGCUCUCAGCAGAAAGGGCAUACGAGGAAGGGACGUCGGCGUCGAUGCAGGAUACAAGGCUCUGGCGUUGGAAGAUCAGGACGGUGAUAGAACACCCAUGAUCAGAGACCCGUCGUGA
This is a messenger RNA of Cladophialophora carrionii CBS 160.54, 1962 nucleotides long. RefSeq lists its product as uncharacterized. The record is from RefSeq and is a predicted model, not a curated record. Lineage: Eukaryota; Fungi; Ascomycota; Eurotiomycetes; Chaetothyriales; Herpotrichiellaceae. Bases 1 to 1962 code for a protein of 653 amino acids. The transcript has 3 exons.